This is a messenger RNA of Mobula hypostoma (lesser devil ray), 3194 nucleotides long. RefSeq names its product sialic acid-binding Ig-like lectin 15. The transcript has 5 exons. Gene Ontology annotation, biological process: regulation of bone resorption; regulation of osteoclast development; regulation of actin cytoskeleton organization. Gene Ontology annotation, cellular component: plasma membrane. The coding region runs from base 43 to 1257 and encodes 404 amino acids. NCBI's taxonomy places the organism in Eukaryota, Metazoa, Chordata, Chondrichthyes, Myliobatiformes, Myliobatidae. The record is from RefSeq and is a predicted model, not a curated record.
AGCAGCCAGGAUCAGACUCCUGGAGGUGGGUGGUAGUGGACAAUGCUGGCUGUCUUGCUCUGCAUAAUCGUCUGUGUUUUUUCCACUGGGGGCCUCCAUCGUAAUGGCAGGAGCCUGGAGAGACCGGAUGUGGUGACAUGGAGUGUGGAGAGCCCGGACACGGUGAUAGGGAGGGUAGGAAAGCCAGUGGUUCUGUUCUGCACGUUCACUCACCCUCACCAUGCAUACAGAGGGAACAUCAGCGUCAGCUGGAGGGAAGAGAAGACGGGCAAGUGGUUUCUCAAUUACACCAAUUACCCUUCGGGCAACGGGUUUGCCAGUUGGAUCCAAGAGAGUGCAGGGGAGCGCUUCCAACUAGUGGGGAGUCCGCGGCGGAACGACGUGUCCAUAAUCAUCAGGAGUUUGAGACCUUGUGAUGACCAUACGCAGUAUACUUGCCUUGUGGAGCUGCAGGUGCACAGGAAUCAGACAGCCCAUAACUUCUCCCAAACACUUCUCAUGGUAACAGGUGGUUUCAAAGCAACUUCGGUGAUCGGGAAGAGGGGAGGUUCUUCCAGACUGCCCUGUUCCUUCAGCCCCCUUGAUAAGAAAGUUGCGUCCAUCACUAUCCUCUGGACGAAGGGGAAUCCUUGGAAAGGGACCACUGUCUUCAAUCAGACUCGCUCCAGCUCCGUCAGCACUCCCUACACCAUCACUGUAAACGAAGGAGGUCGCUAUGAGCUGGUGGGAAACCCAGAGCAGGGAGACGCCUCCAUCGGGGUGACGGACCUCAGAAUGAAUGACUCUGGUGAUUAUUUCUGUUGUGUUUGGGUCAGGAAUUCCACAUGGGAAACGGUGAUUCAGGACGAGACAGGACUCCAGGUUAUAGUCCCAGCCACCAUCCUGGAGCUGUCUCUUGUGACUGAUGAUGACAGAGAGACCCUGGUGUGCAGGGCUGAAGGAGAACCCCCUGCAAUCAUCACGUGGAUCGGCCCUGAGAACAGUGCAUUGCCCGCCAACGGUAGUGAGAUGAGAUUCACGCGAGAUCCAGAGCGACAUCAGGUUGUUGGGGAGCUUUUCCGCCCCAGGACGGGAGGAAGCUACCACUGCGUGGCUGAGAAUGGACACGGAAGAGACACGCGCGAGAUUGACCUGUCCGCCACCGAUAACAGUUACUCGAAUUUCAUCAUCGGAAUGCUGUGCCUGAUUCCACUGAUUAAGUUUCUUCUCCUUCUAAUAACAGGCAUCAUUCUCUUCAUUAAGAUAAAAGAGAACUGAAAGAUUCGUACAUUUACAACAAUCCCCAUUCACAAUGAGUUUGAACACCUGGGGAGAGCAGUUUCUUGUAUGUUGACGGAAUGAUUCUACUUAUUGACGCACUAUAAUUCAGAAGACGUGGCAAUUCUGGACCAUGGAAAACACAGCAUCCACUGGAACACAAGCACUUCCAUUUUGACCUAUUCUUAGGGGUUUUACUAAAAUGAACAUCUUUGGAGAAUGUUGUGAAAAGUUUGAAGGUUUGAAUCUGGAUGAAGGGUCUCGGCCUGACUCUUUGUACCUCUCUGCUGAUGCUGCCUGACUUGCUGAGUUCCUCCAGCAUUUUGUGUGUGUAACUGUGAACAGUACAAUCUUUUCCACGUGAACACUAAUUGUGUUUACCAAAACUUUAAAAAGUGUCCUGACAUAAGGAUGCUAUGUAAAAGAACAUCUCCCUUUUGUACAGAUUGUCCAUAGGUUAUAAAUAAUUGACUUAUGGACAUUUGUACUUAUGAACAAGCUCCCUCAGCAUUUGUAAAUUCAAGUAUACGUACGGGGGCUCUCUGAGUCACAGCAGGGCGUUCAGAAGCCUCACAGCCCAGAAGAACAAGCUGUGAACCAGCCGAACUCUCUUUGUUUUUAUUCUGUGGUACCUUCUGCCUGAUGCAGAUGUUGUAUCUCCCCUUUCCAGUCCACCACCACACAGAGAAUAAUAGUUGAAACACAAGAGGUUCUGCAGAUAAUGGAAAUCUUGAGAAACACACACACAAUACUGGAGGAAUUCAGCAGGUCAGGAAUAAACAGUCGAUGACUCGGGCCGAGACCCUUCAUCGGGGCUCAUCAGAAGGACUUCAUUGGGAAUAAUAGCUUUCCGCUUUGGAAACAGAAGUGGAUAACCACAAAUUGAUCCACUUCAGCCUUUACCUGCCAUGCAUUUUCCAGUGUGACUCAGUCAUCAAAAUGACUGCAGUUCUCGUGUUGAUGUGUGCAAAUGACCUUUUUGUCACCACAGACAAAUGAAUGAGUACCACCAGGGGUAUGGACAGGGUGAACGCACACACGCUCUUUUGAAACCAGACGGCAUGGGUGUAAGGUGAGAGGAGAGAGAUUAAAUAGAAAUCUGGGAGACAACAUUUUCACCCACUGAAAAUGAAUCUCAAGGUUCAUAUGGUAACAUAUGUACACUUUGAUAGUCAAUUUACUUCAAAUUUUGUACAGAUUCAAAAUGCUCUAGUGUUGACAUGAUCUUCCCAUCAAAGACCCACUUUGACUUUGCCCUGCCUAUCUCGACCAUCUGGUUCCCCCUCUCCUUCUCUUUCUCCCAUGGUCCACUCUCCUCUCCUUUCAGGUUCCUUCCUCCACCUAUUAAUCUGAGAUUCUUACUUUAUCCUGAUCCACUGCCUUCCCAUCCGCCACCUUCCCCAUCUGUCUGCCUUCCCCAUCCACCGACAUUCCCCAUCCAUCUGCUUUCCCCAUCUGCUGCAUUCCCCAUCUGCUGCAUUCCCCAUCUGCUGCAUUCCCCACCCACUGCCUUCCCCAUCCACUGCCUUCCCCACCCACUGCCUUCCCCAUCCACUGACUUCCCCAUCCACUGACUUCCUCAUCCGCCUACCUUCCCCAUCCACCUCCGUCCCCAUCACAUGGUCUCACCUAUCAUCUGCCAGCUUGUACUCUUUCCCACCCCGCCUCUCACCUUCUUAUUUUGACCUCUUCUUUCUUCUUUUCCAGUCCUGAUGAAAGGUCUCAGCCUGGAAAGUCAACUGUUUAUUCCUCUCCGUAGAUGCUGCCUGACCUGCUGAAUUCCUUCAGCAUUUUGUUUGUGUUACUCUGGAAUUCCAUCAACUGCAGCAUAUCUUGUGUUUAUAUUUAUCAAUCCUUGUCUAUUUAUGUGUAGCUUUUUCCAUUGUACUAAUUUUUUCCCAUAAAUUUCUGCAAGAAAAUAAAUUUCAAGUUAAUGU